AUGAUCCUUAGCGUCAAAGCAGUGGACUGGGAUCACACAGACGCUUCGAGGCUACGCGCAGCCCAGCAAGAGGAGAUUGAUCCGACCGGUACCGAUGAAUGUGGAGUCAUACCAACCGCAGCAGAUAUCGCUGUAUUUCUGGUUGUAUAUCUUGGAUCCGAUGCAGUCGCAUGUGCUGGGCUGCGCCACUUGGUGGAUGCUACUGAGCCGACAUGUAUGGAUAUUGCUGAGAUCAAGAGGAUGUUCGUGGUGCCUGAUGUACGUGGUUAG
Aureobasidium namibiae CBS 147.97 is the source of this 270-nucleotide messenger RNA. RefSeq lists its product as uncharacterized. The coding region runs from base 1 to 270 and encodes 89 amino acids. The record is from RefSeq and is a predicted model, not a curated record. The transcript has a single exon. NCBI's taxonomy places the organism in Eukaryota, Fungi, Ascomycota, Dothideomycetes, Dothideales, Saccotheciaceae.